GAGUAGAGGCGGAGGAGGAAUGCAAAGCUCCAUCCAGUGCUGAGAACUGGAGCAUUUGCGCAGAUAGUCUGCGCUGCCUUCACACAGACACACAGCAUUUCAGCCGGGGCAAGUUUGUUGUUGUUGUUGUUCUCCGUCAACUGUCUGCCGAGCAAGGUGUCUGCACAGGAGCCGGAAGACCAGAGCAACAAAUCAUCCAUCCAACCGACCGACAGACAGACAGACAGACAGCUGCUCGCCGGACUCAGCAUCAGGGAUUUUUUUUUUAAAUCAUGGUUAUCAAAGUGUACAUAGCAUCGUCCUCCGGAUCCACUUCGAUUAAAAAGCAGCAGCAGGAUGUGAUGGGCUUCCUGGCGGCCAAUAAGAUCGAAUUCGAGGAGUGUGACAUCGCGGCCAACGAGGCCAACAGGAAGUGGAUGAGGGAGAACGUUCCGGAGGAGUCCAGGCCGGCCACGGGGAACCCUCUCCCCCCACAGAUAUUUAACGAAAGCAAAUAUUGUGGGAACUAUGAGGCCUUCUUCGAUGCCAGAGAGGAGAAUGCUGUUUAUGCAUUUCUGGGUCUGACCGCUCCCCCAGGCUCCAAGGAGGCCGAAGCUCUAUUGAAGAAAGCACAGCAGUAGCAGCUUCACACCUUUUCUACCUGUGACCUCAGGCCUAGUCUUAAACCCACACCUGGACCCAGACUGACCUGGAACUGAUCCAGGAGAACGAAAAAGCAACAUUUCACUCAGCUUAUAAAUAUGUGUAUGUUUUUUUUUUUUCUCAGUAUUUUUUAAUUAUAACUAAUCUGUGUUCAGCUGUGCCUUGUCAGCUGUAGUGAAGGGAGGUGCUAAAGCAGAGAAUUAUGGGUAUCUACAAGCAGCUCUGCUCCCUCCUAUUAACCUCAGCCUGCUAAGCCUAUUGGCCUAAUGACAUGUCAAUCAAUCCUUUAGCAUGGACGUGUAGCUUCCUGACAUCAUCAGACACAAGAAAAUGUAUGCUCUGUUGCAAAUCGUAACACAGAUUCAUCACUUGGCUAACAGAACGUCACCCACAUCGUCAUAAUCAUCACUUAUAGAACUCGACUGUUGAAUCCCGAGAACAUUGAGUCAAAUGUUGUGCUCCUGCCAGUCAUGUCAUCGCCAAAACUGCUGCACCUUCUGUAAAACGUACUUAUUACAAUCCCAUUCUUGAUGUUUGUAUUUUCGUUAUAUUGUCUUAAUGCUGUUUUAACAGCAAAUUUUUUUCUACAAGAUGAUAUGUGUUUAAAAAAAUGAUAAAACAUGCCAAAAUUACAAAUCUGCAAACAUAGAGGGAUGUGAGAUUUAGUUGGGUUUUUUUGUUGUUUUUGUUCUUUUAGGGGAGUUGGUUUCGUUUCGCUAUAAGCGUCCUGUUUCACAUUGUGUUGGUGAUCCCUGUCUUACAUAAGUUGAUGCCUUCCCUAAAAUAAAAAUAAAGAAUCAGACCGCAAGCCUGA
Messenger RNA from Acanthopagrus latus (yellowfin seabream), 1456 nucleotides. It is a transcript of the gene sh3bgrl, whose product is annotated as SH3 domain binding glutamate-rich protein like. The transcript is spliced from 4 exons. NCBI's taxonomy places the organism in Eukaryota, Metazoa, Chordata, Actinopteri, Spariformes, Sparidae. Gene Ontology annotation, cellular component: cytoplasm. The coding region runs from base 273 to 620 and encodes 115 amino acids. The record is from RefSeq and is a predicted model, not a curated record.